Messenger RNA from Myxocyprinus asiaticus (Chinese sucker), 1122 nucleotides. Its product is annotated as claudin-4-like. Gene Ontology annotation, biological process: cell adhesion; bicellular tight junction assembly. The transcript has a single exon. Gene Ontology annotation, cellular component: bicellular tight junction; plasma membrane. Lineage: Eukaryota; Metazoa; Chordata; Actinopteri; Cypriniformes; Catostomidae. The coding region runs from base 65 to 685 and encodes 206 amino acids. Gene Ontology annotation, molecular function: structural molecule activity. The record is from RefSeq and is a predicted model, not a curated record.
ACAGGAGGAUAUUCAUUCUCACACUCUCUUUACCAUCAACACACGAGUGAAGCAUCAUUCUAGCAUGGUAUCUGCAGGGUUACAGAUGGUGGGCAUUGCCCUGGCUAUCAUCGGCUGGAUCGGGGUGAUAGUGGUGUGCAUUCUUCCCAUGUGGCUCGUCACAGCGUUCACCGGGCAGAACAUAGUCACUGCGCAAAUCACCUGGGAAGGAAUCUGGAUGACUUGUGUGGUUCAGAGCACCGGACAGAUGCAGUGUAAAGUCUAUGACUCAAUGCUAGCCCUCAGCUCAGAUAUGCAGGCAGCUCGUGCCCUCUGCAUCAUCUCCAUCCUGGUGGGUGUUUUUGGCAUCCUGCUAGCGGCGGCUGGAGGGAAAUGCACCAACUGCAUCGAGGAUGAGAAUGCCAAGGCCAAAGUAGGCAUUAUUGCUGGAGCAGUCUUCAUUAUCGCUGGACUUCUCUGCUUGAUUCCUGUGUGUUGGACUGCCAACACAGUUAUAAGGGACUUCUACAACCCUCAAACUAACUUCGCACAGAAGAAAGAGUUGGGAGCUUCGCUGUUUAUUGGUUGGGCUGCCUCUGCGUUGCUGAUUAUUGGCGGUGCAUUACUUUGUGCCAACUGCCCUCCCAAAGACCACUACUCUGCAAAGUACACUGCUCGACCUGGUGGAACCAAAGGCUAUGUGUGAAGAGGAACCAAGGAGCGAUGUAAAUAGUGACAUUAUCAUGGCAUAUUCAAUGUACGUUGUUCUUUAGUCAGUUGGUCAGUAACAACUGAACAUUUGUGAAUGUUGUAUCACUGGCCAAAAAGCUCAAUUGCCUGUCAGCUGCAAACAUACAGGGAUGAUGUUGAAAUAAUGUAUCAGGUCACAGAGCUGAAUAGAACAGUGCUGGUCACACUUUUGAUGGGAACUAUUAAUACAACUUAUUAAUUUUGUCAUUUGGAUGCACAAUCAGCACACCCUCUUCAGAAGUGUUCAAACUGUUAUGGAUUUGUAUAAAAUGUUAAUGUAAACAGAUUGAGGUUUAACUGUUUAAAUUGUGAUAAAUAGAUAUUUGUGCUGCUGCAAAACAUUUCAACUACAUGCAUUUCAAAUAAUAAACUUUUUUAUCAACACACACAAAA